CCCGGGGUCACCGCAGGAACUUACCGCGCGCCUCCUCGCGUGGGCCAGGCGCCCCUCCGCGGACCCCAGGCGCUUCCUCCGCCGCAACGCGGGAGCCACCCCGGCCUCCCGGGAUUGUCGCCGAGAGUUGGGGGGCGCCGAGACGGAGGGUCUGGCGGCCGCAGGGACUACCCAACGACGGGGCUCCGGCCCGGGAGCUGCUGGAACAUGCGCCCGGAGCCGCAGUUUGUUUGACAGUUACCAGACUAUGAUUACACUUCUGGUUCUACUCAGCCAACUGCCCAUAGUUACCUUCGCGUUUCCUCAUUGCACAAGGAGUCCGAAGGAGUCCAGGCAUGCUCGAGAAGAAGUCUUCACAGCAAAAGAAGAAGCAAACCUUUUCAUACAUAGACACCUGCUAUAUAAUAGAUUUGAUUUGGAGCUCUUCACGCCCAGUGACCUAGAAAGAGAGUGUAGAGAAGAACUUUGUAAUUAUGAAGAAGCCAGAGAAAUCUUUGUGGAUGAAGAUAAAACGAUGGCAUUCUGGCAGGAAUAUUCCAUCAAAGGACCAACAAAAAAAUCAGAUGCUAACAGAGAAAAAGUUGAUGUCAUGGGCCUUCUGACUGGAUUAAUUGCUGCUGGAGUAUUUUUGGUUAUUUUUGGAUUACUUGGUUACUAUCUUUGUAUCACCAAGUGUAACAGGCAACAAUAUCCCAGUUCUUCAGCCACCUACGUAAGAAGGGGCAGGCACACUCCCUCCAUCAUUUUCAGAAGACCUGAGGAGGCUGCCUUGACCCCGUCACCCCCUGCAGUGGAGGACACAGGAUUACCUUCUUAUGAACAGGCAGUGGCACUGACCAGAAAGCACAAUGUUUCCCCGCCACCACCAUAUCCUGGGCCAGCAAAAGGGUUUCGAGUAUUUAAAAAGUCUAUGUCGCUCCCAUCUCACUAAGCCCGCCAUGGUGGUAUCGGAGAUUCCUGCUAUUUGAAUGGUUCCUUUUCCCCGAACCAAAGAGACAUGUUACUUCAGCCCCUUUAUGACAAACCGCAAGGAGCAAAGAAAGAAUAAGCAUGUGUAUACGACACCACAGCAGUUCUGUUGGCAUCUUGGACCUGAACUCGAUCAUUAUCAGCCUGGUAAGAAACUUAUCAUUACCAUUUUGAUAAGAAACUUGGACUCCAUAGCUUUGCAGUAAAGAAGAGAGCACUUUUUUGUUUAUUUUAAUGGUUCAGAAAAUCUGUGUUAUAGAUGUCAUAGCUAGAACCGGUGAACUGUCUUUUGUACUGAUAAAGUUUGUAGAUUUCUUGUGUUGAAUAUUACAAAAAAAGAGUUUCUGAUCAUUAGAUUAUCCGAAGUCAGAAUA
Molecule: messenger RNA, 1343 nt
Organism: Callorhinus ursinus (northern fur seal)
Lineage: Eukaryota; Metazoa; Chordata; Mammalia; Carnivora; Otariidae
Gene: PRRG4
Product: proline rich and Gla domain 4
Cellular component (GO): plasma membrane; extracellular region
Molecular function (GO): calcium ion binding
Source: RefSeq, a predicted model, not a curated record